Messenger RNA from Adineta ricciae, 705 nucleotides. The record is from the annotation of a GenBank genome assembly. NCBI's taxonomy places the organism in Eukaryota, Metazoa, Rotifera, Eurotatoria, Adinetida, Adinetidae.
AUGCGUACUAAUUUAUUUAUUUCAAGUACUGGUGCACACGCAGUAAUGCGUUGGAUACCUGGAGCAUCUUCAGAUGUUCUUAUAGCUGGUAUAUCUGGUACAUCAGGUUUUAAUGCGACUCUCGUAAACAAUCCAGCAAGCGUUAAAGUGGAUACGUUUAUGAAAUUUUAUGUUGCUGAUUGUAAUAAUGGAAGAAUACAAAUGCUUUGUUCGAAUAAUAGCCCAGGUGAAAACGACCAUAUCGGAUCCUGUCGGACGGGUAUCAAAUCCUUUGUCUCACGGACGAUCGGAUUCGAUCGGUUACUAUUGAGCGGAUUCCGAUCAAAUCUUAUAUUUUUCUUCGAUAUCCGUCCAUCGGAUACGUUGAGUUCCGACAAAAUUCACACAUUCCGAACCGGUCGGAUCCUGUCGCAGGAUUCGACUAGCUCCGAUCGGACUCAGCCUUAUCCGAUGCCAGGAAAAGAGCAGAAUUCCCUGUUUCACAUGAUACCGCGUUCCAUCAUAAUACCAAGCAAUUGCUGCCAUCGGAAUCGGUCGGAUAUAUAUGGAUUCCCUUUAUCGAUUUUUGUAUUUUCAUGCAUUAUGGUUCCGACAGAUAUCGGCCACUGCUAUAUGUCGGAAAUGAGCAGAAACCGACUCAUAACCAUCAGCAUGAUGGCUGUAAUCAGCUUGAUCGAAAAUACAAUGCCUGAUAGCUCCGUUUGA